AAAGCGUCUCUUCAGAACUCCAUUUAAAAGCUCAAUUGCACAUCUUGUUUUGCAAUGAGUAGUGUUGAUGAAUACACAGAUGUGGUUCUGGACAUUAUUGGAGGUGAAAACUAUAAAGCUCUGCAUGGGAUUCGAGGUGUUGUAGGGGAUGGUGAGCCUACGAUUGUAAAGGAAAGUGAGGAAACAUUCAUUCUGGAUCUCAGCCCUACUGUAUUAUUGAAAUACAACCUGGACCCUCACUGGUAGAGCCAGCAGUCACAGGAGCUCAGAAAAGACACUUGAAGCGUCCUUUGUGCGUCCACAAUGUAUUUGUUAAUGUAUAUUUGUUUUUUUUAUUUUUGGUGACUCAGAUGAGGGUUCAUAAAAGAAAAAGAAAUUUUUUGUGUUUUGUCUCAAAAUUAAAAACUCUUACAGUAAUCCCAUAUUGGUUCUUCUACCUGUUCUUCACAUAGCUGGUAGCACAUGUUGUGAUAUGUUGUCCCAUUUAGAGCACAGGUAAUCUGGAUUUGGUAAUCUUGAAAACUGUGUAUCUGGAUCAGGGUGAUCCAAUCCAAUGUUGCUUUGAAAAACCGGCAUAAAAGUAAGACGGAUUACCUGAUCCUGAAUAGGAAAAAAUGUGAUUUCCAAAUCCGGAUCAUUUUGAUCCAGAUUAAACUUUUUGAACAACUGGCCCCAAAUGAUUAAUAGGUUUCAGUAAAGCUGCUUGAGGGUGCACAUUGUGAAAACCUAAUACACUGUAAAAUCGAACCUAAUCGACUAAUUGAGCUAAUGUCAACCACAUGUUUGGUGUUGUUUCUUAACAGAAUUAUUAGAACUGUUAUUAUUGAUGCUCCAUCAUAUUUAAUGGAGGGGAGGGAUAUUGAAUAUUUGUUAUUUACCCUUUAUGUCCCAAAGUUCAGACUUCAUGUCAGUGAUUAACCAACAGACCUAAGCUAAACCUCCCCUCUCUCUACCCCAUUCAUGAUCUCUGUUCCCGUCUGUUUAUUUGGACUGUAAAAGUUGGACAGAACCUUAGAGUUGCAAGUAUUAGCAUCCUUAAAAAGGUGUCAUUGAUGGAAAGCACUUGUUUGUGUUUGUAUGUAGAAUGACUGUAUGUGAGUUGUGUUUGUGAAAACACCAUAGUGUGUGUUUGUUUGCAGAGUAAGCACAGCCAAUUCCUCAAACUGAAAAAAGAUAAAGCUAAAAUGGAUCACUGUUACAACUAUUCAGAUUAGAGAAUCUGUUAAAUACAGGGAUCUUGGUACUUAACUGAUUGAAUAAAUAUUCUCUCUUAUUUCGCUUCUUUAACUAGUAUAAGUUCAGUAGAGAUGUAUUUUCUUUAUCGGCCACCUGCAUUCCAUCGUUUUCUAUCUCUGCGGCUCAUGAGCAUGGCUGACCCGCAGUCUCUGGUGGUAAAGCGUGGAAGUGGUGACCUCUGUAAGCCUUCUGCCUUUCUGACAUUUGAGGACCCGCAAGCAUUUAAGGUGAAGAGUUUUGGGGAACUCAUCCGAGCACUGGGAGUCUUCAGGCUUUGCUCAUUCCCUCUGCUGGUUAGCAACUGUGGUAAGUUAAUGACCAUUGCAAGGAUGGUGUUGGGUAAGCGAGUUUUCUCAAUGGUCCUGCGUCAAUCUGUGUACGCUCAGUUUGUUGCUGGGGAAACUGAAGGGGAGAUUGCAGAAUCCAUGCAAAAGAUUGCCUCAUUUGGGCUUCACCCCAUGCUGGCUGUUCCUAUCGAAGAGGACCUAGGAGAAAGCACUGGGGAACGUCGAUAUGAGGACAACCUCGUAGCCAUGUUGGAAUGUGUGCACAUGUCUCACAGUAAAGGCUGGAGUAAAAAUCCAAUGAUGCAACUGAAGAUCACAGCACUUCUUAGACCUGAGCUGUGUGUUAAACUGACUUCCCUGUUAAGGACUAAACAGUAUGAUCUAAACUUGCUUAUUAGAGCCAUGGAAGGAGAGCAAAUCCCAUUUUCUGGCCUAUCAGAGAGUGAAAACGCACAUUUCCUGUGUGGCCUUCAGAGACUCAACAAAAUAGGAGAGGCCAGUGCUGAUAAAGUCCGUGUUCUGGUGGAUGCUGAGUACACAUAUAUAAACCCUGCUCUUUCACUCAUUACCAUGGCCAUGAUGAAGAAGUUCAAUCAACAAAGUGCCUGGAUCUGGAACACAUACCAGUGCUAUCUUAAGGAAUCAAGGACCUUGUUGCUUGAUGCCAUUCAGACAUCUGCUGAUCAGAUGUUUUGUCUUGGUGUAAAACUUGUCAGAGGUGCUUAUAUGGACAAAGAGAGGAAUCUAGCAAAAAAGGAGGAGCGGACAGAUCCGAUACAUGAAUCAUGGGAGAAAACUAAUGAAAGUUAUAAUAGAUGUCUGGAGAUUAUGCUCAACCUCAUUUCUGAGAAACCUGAACGCUAUAUGAUUAUUGUUGCAACUCACAAUGAAGAAUCAGUCAGGCGGACAGUAACACGAAUGUUAGAGUUGGGGAUCAACAGGGACAGUAGCUCUGUCUGUUUUGGUCAACUACUGGGGAUGUGUGACCAUGUCUCUCUCACUCUUGCUCAGCAUGGUUUCUCAGUGUACAAGUCAGUGCCAUAUGGGACAGUGGACGACACACUGCCGUAUCUGGUGCGGAGAGCUCAGGAGAACCGUACAGUGCUCCAGGGCAUCCGUAAGGAAAGAGACCUGCUGAGACAGGAGCUGCGCCGCAGAGUUAGAGAGAAGAUCACAGCAGCCAAAUAAACACAAUUCACAAAGGAUACAACGCAGUGUGAAAUUCAGUACAAAAGCUUAUUUUUAUACAUUCAUUACUUGAAUUACAACCCCAAAUCAGAAAAAGUUGGGACACUGUAGAAAUUGUGAGUAAAAAAGGAAUGGAAUAAUUAACUAAUCUCAUAAACUUAUAUUUUAUUUACAAUAGAAUAUAAAUAACAUAUCAAAUGUUGAAAGUGAGAUAUUUUGAAAUGUCAUGCCAAAUAUUAGCUCAUUUUGGAUUUCAUGAGAGCUACACAUUCCAAAAAAAUUUAAAGCUUAAGGACUAAUUUGCAACUGAUUAGGUCAGUUGGCAACAUGAUUGGGUAUAAAAAAGCCUGUCAGAGUGGCAGUGUCUCUCAGAGGUCAAGAUGGGCAGAGAAUCACCAAUUCCCCCAAUGCUUCGGCGAAGAAUAGUUUUCUGAGUUUCUCAGAGAAAAAUUGCAGAGAGUUUGAAGUUAUCAUCAUCUACAGUGCAUAAUAGCAUCUGAAGAUUCAGAGAAUCUGGAACAAUCUCUGUGCGUAAGGGUCAAGGCUGGAAAACCAUACUUGAUGCCAGUGAUCUUCGGGCCCUUAGACGGCACUGCAUCACAUACAGGAAUGCUACUGUAAUGGAACUCAUAACAUGGGCUCUGGAAUACUUCCAGAAAACAUUGUCAGUGAACACAAUCCACCGUGCAAAUCGCUGUUGCCAGCUAAAACUCUAUAGGUCAAACAAGAAGCCAUAUCUAAACAUGACCCAGAAGCGCAGGCGUUUUCUUUGGGCCAAGGAUCAUUUAAAAUGGACUGUGGCAAAGUGGAAAACUGUUCUGUGGUCAAACAAAUCAAAAUUUGAAGUUCUUUUUGGAAAACUGGGACGCCAUUUCAUCCGGACUAAACAGGACAAUGACAACCCAAGUUGUUAUUAGCGCUCAUUUCAGAAACCUGCAUCUCUGAUGGUUUGGGGUUGCAUGAGUGCGUGUGGCAUAAUCAGCUUACACAUCUGGAAAGGCACCAUCAAUGCUGAAAGGUUUAUCCAAGUUUUAGAGCAACAUAUGCCCUCAUUCAGAUGUCGUCUCUUUCAGGGAAGACCUUGCAUUUUCCAACAUGACAAUGCCAGACCACAAACUGCAUCAAUUCCAACAUCAAGACUGCAUAGAAGAAGGAUCUGAGUACUGAAAUGGCCAGCCUGCAGUCCAGAUCUGUCACCCACAGAAAACAUUUGGUGCAUCAUAAAGAGGAAGAUGCGACAAAGAAGACCUAAGACAGUUGAGCAACUAGAAGCCUGUUUUAGACAAGAAUGGGACAACAUUCCCAUUCCUAAACAUUGGUCCUCCUCCAGCUGUUCCUUCAUAUGUACAUUUAAAUUUUCUGGCCUCUUAUUGCUACCUGUCCCAACUUUUUUUUGGAAUGUGUAGCUCUCAUGAAAUCCAAAAUUAGCCAAUAUUUGGCAUGACAUUUCAAAAUGUCUCACUUUCUACAUUUGAUUUGUUAUCUAUAUUCUAUUGUAAAUAAAAUAUAAGUUUAUGAGAUUAGUAAAAUAUUCCAUUUCUUUUUUUACUCACAAUUUCUACAGUGUCCCAACUUUUUCCGAUUUGGAGUUGUAUAAAAGUGUAUUUUUCCUGCACAUGUGGAAAUUAGAAAUACUCCCACCUGGAGGACAUUUGUAAUAAUUCAAAGUCAACUUGAAAUGAAUAAUAUUUUUUCCCAUUUCACCACUUCUAAAAUACUUUUUUUUAUUUACUAUAGGUUUUUUUAUAACUUUAGUCUCUAUGAGAAAUACAAAGCUCUGAGCUCCUCCAGUAUUUCAGAAAGCAAGGGUUCUAACUCUUUACUUUUCAUAAUAACAUUGAUAUUUGCAUGCCCAAAGUUUUUAACCAUACUAAAAUCUCACAUCACUAUUUUUCAGUUUAAUCAAAAGUCUCUGUUGAUGUUUUUAAAGCAUUUUCGCAUUAUUUGCCAUGAAAGAGAAAUGCCAUGAUGACUCAUGUCCAUAAUGUUGCUUCUUCCUCAAAAAUAAAAUGUUCUUUGAAGAGCCAUCCUUUC
Paramisgurnus dabryanus is the source of this 4745-nucleotide messenger RNA. Lineage: Eukaryota; Metazoa; Chordata; Actinopteri; Cypriniformes; Cobitidae. The record is from RefSeq and is a predicted model, not a curated record.